AUGGGCGAAGGACAUUCCUGGUGGGGCCAUAUGGGUGGGCCCGUCCAACGCGGAGUUGUAACAUACUCUAUCUCGCCUUACCAACAACGUGCCUUUGCUGGUGCAUUAAAGCACGGCAUCUUCAACACAUACAGACGCGUUGCUUCUCAGUCAUUAUAUAUUGGUAUUCCGUUUGUUCUUGGAUACUUUAUAUACACAGAAGGCAAGAAAAAGCAUGAAUACUACCAUACCAAAGCUGGUAUAGCCGAAAUGGAUGAUGAUAUACGAACCAAAGAUCCUCUUUCACAUUAUACAUUCACGCUGUACUUGUCCGUCUCAAUUAAAUAA
Paraglomus brasilianum is the source of this 327-nucleotide messenger RNA. The record is from the annotation of a GenBank genome assembly. Lineage: Eukaryota; Fungi; Glomeromycota; Glomeromycetes; Paraglomerales; Paraglomeraceae.